UGCAUCGCGCUAGCAGGCUCAGUCCUCGCGACAAAGAUGGCGGCUCCUUUAACACUGCUGCUAAUAGUGGCUGUUACAAUAAGAGCUGUUUUGUUCCGAUCCACUUUGGCAGAAAUAAUUUCGGAGAGGGUUGAGGUGGUGUCGCCAUUGAAUGCGUGGAAACGAGUUGUGGAGGGUCUUGCCUUGUUGGAUCUGGGGGUCUCGCCUUACUCGGGAGAUGUGUUUCACGAAACUCCCCUUAUCAUAUAUCUCUUUCAUUUUGUGGUCGACUAUGCAGAGAUCGUUUUCAUUAUAGCAGAUUGUAUAACAGCAGUGGCUCUAUAUCUGUCAAUCCAGACUUAUAAUAAGAAUGUGUUUAGAAAACAGAAGUACGCAUUGGAAUCAGAUCGGUAUCCACAUGACUGCUUGGAGCUUCUACGCUCGCCCAAAGAGAUGUUCUACAUCCCUCUCAAGGUUGCCAUGUUUUAUCUGUUAAACCCCUUUACUAUCCUGUCAUGUGUGGCGAAGUCGACAUGCGGAUUAAACAAUGCUGUUAUUGCGCUCUUCAUUCUCUGUACAUUAAAAGGUAGUGUCUUGUUGAGCGGGAUAUUUUUAGCGUUGGCCACAUAUCAGUCUAUCUAUCCUCUGACCCUGUUUGCUCCGGCUCUGCUGUUUUUCCUGCAGAGGUUGUAUAUUCCGGUGAACCUGCAGAGAAGCAGCUUUUGGUUCUUCACGCUGCAGUAUGUCUUCGUAUAUGUGGGCAGCUUGGUGGUCAUCACUGGACUCUCGUUUUUUCUUCUGGGCUCUUGGGAUUUCAUCCCUUCUGUUUAUGGAUUCAUUCUGUCUGUUCCAGAUCUUACUCCAAACAUCGGACUCUUCUGGUAUUUCUUUGCAGAGAUGUUCGAACACUUCCGUCUCUUUUUCAUCUGCGUCUUCCAGAUCAACGUCUUUUUCUACACCAUUCCUCUUUCCAUUAAACUCAAGGAACAUCCAGUGUUCCUCAUCUUCAUGCAGAUUGCCGUCAUCUCCAUCCUUAAGUCGUACCCAACAGUUGGAGAUGUCGCUCUCUACAUGGCAUUUCUGCCAGCCUGGAAUCACCUUUAUAGAUUUUUAAGAAACAUCUUUCUGGUGUCAUGCGUGUUAUUGGCGUGCUCCGCUCUGUUUCCUGUACUUUGGCAUCUUUGGAUCUACGCUGGCUCUGCCAACUCCAACUUUUACUACGCCAUCACCUUGCUCUUCAAUGUUGGACAGAUCUUACUGGUGUCAGACUACUUCUAUGCGUACCUGCGUCGAGAACAUCACAUGACUCAUGGCCUCUACCUGAAGAAAAAGGACGGCACUGAAGCCACACUGGUGUUAAAAUGACCUUCAGUCACCGUACUGAGAGAUCUCACCGUCUGCCUCACACUCCCAUGUUCCUAAUUUCUCUUCUUUCUUUAUUUAUUUUUCAUUCGCACUACUUAUUUCCCCACUUCUAUUCGAUCCCAAUUUUAUUUGCACAUCGGAGAGUUUUACCUCAUGUUUGGAUAUGGGCGCUUCCACUCGGACCAAAGCUGAAAGAGACUUCAUUUGAGAUGAGCGUCUACAAUGUUUCAGCACCUAUGAAUGACAGCAAGGAUGUGCCAUGGUGUAUUUUCACAUUACUUUUAUUGUGUUCGAUUUAAGGAUGCUUUAGUCGUCUAUAAAAGUCCUAAUUCAAACA
Misgurnus anguillicaudatus (oriental weatherfish) is the source of this 1681-nucleotide messenger RNA. RefSeq names its product phosphatidylinositol glycan anchor biosynthesis, class U (gene pigu). The record is from RefSeq and is a predicted model, not a curated record. NCBI's taxonomy places the organism in Eukaryota, Metazoa, Chordata, Actinopteri, Cypriniformes, Cobitidae. Gene Ontology annotation, cellular component: GPI-anchor transamidase complex; membrane. Gene Ontology annotation, biological process: attachment of GPI anchor to protein.